GUACUUGUUCCGAAAAGGCAGCGUGCAGCGUGUCUUGAAGUACAACUAGAUCAGAAGUUUAAAGCUCUUUGUGUUUCGCAUCAUCUUGAGCGAAGAUCCGCAAGGCAGCGUGUCAACAUGAAAUUGGUCUUUCGAUGCAUCUUCUCAUUUUGUUUUUCGCGUUGAUCAUUCCUAGCACGUCUACGACCUCGUCUUCCCGUGCCAAGAAACACACCGAUUUCGGCUCAUAUCAAACACCUUGUAUAGGCUUUUGAUAGAACAAGCAGGGAGCACGAACAGCUGGAAUAUUUUACGUUUUUGUGCUUAUCCAGAGGUAGCUACUAUAAUUUUGCACCACACAGAAUUAAUAUUAGUACAAGAUUUCGGCUUUGCAUUCGCUUUGAUGCAAUAAAUUGCUCAAUUUACCUCUUCUUCUUGACUUUUUCAUCAUCCGUGUAGGUACAAACAUCAUGACGUUGUGCAAGUAGCGAUAUGUAAAUGAAGCUGCCAAGGCGCUCCUCGUCCUCUUCCAAGUGGGCAGCACGGGGCUUCUUCUUCGGCGUAUCAUACAUAGUUACUUACACUAGCUCGUGAUGUGGUCAACACGAUAGGGAAAACUAAAACUCGUACUGUAGCUUGUAGUGUAGUAGUUAUUUGUAGGAAGAAGUCGAAGAGGAGAAUGCAAAUAUGCAUUGCAAAUAUGUCGGGGUCUGAAAGGUUGCAACUUGUAAUGCUAAUUCUGAAUCGUGCAAAAAUUUGUGUUGCAUGAAUGCCAUAAGAUGUUCACUUUUGACCAAGUUAAGAGGAAGUUUCUCAUGCAGGAUAGGCCUGAUAGGGAUCUCACAGAAUCUGUCAUGCUAGGUCCGGCAUUCGAGACCCGACAUGGGUCAUGGAAAAUCUGCAUCACAAACACAAGUCACGGAAUCUUCCAGACCCAGACAUAUUUUCGUUUGAUAACCAACACCGAGUUGCAACUACUGCAACACAAAUUCGGCCGGAUUCGGGAGAAGUUGUUGCUGCAAAUUCAGGCGGAGAAGGGACGAGUGGAUAAAAAGCAGUUGGAACUUAUGGAACUGUCAGGAUUGAAAUCGACAAAGUUGAAAUGAUUUGCCAUGCAUAAAGUGGAUGCCCGUUGGUGUCCAGUUUCCAAGUGGCGCAUGACAAAUUUGGGAAGAGCCGAAACCCAGUUUGUCAUGCUGUUUGGGCAAGGAAGACGCCUUUUGUCAUGCUACUUUAGCAGCUCUAUUGCUACCCAUCAACAGGCCUACAAUCUGGCUCCCUUGCCUACUCAGCAAGACAAGCAUUUUGCGGCUUGCAUUUCAUGCAUCACAAACUAUUUCAACUUUAGCGAUUUCAAACCUGACACUCCCACAGAACUGCAAGCGGGAGCUGUUACAACGCCAAGUGCUGGAACUGCCGCGUCGGGCGGUGUCGUGGGAACGAUGGGAGGAGGUUCGACGAUGCCGUGAAGGGGAGAUGGGCUGAUGUUUGGGAAGAUUGAGAUCACUGAGUGGUGAUUCAGUGUUGUUGGGAGGAACAAGAUUUUGAAGAAUUUUUUGUUAGAGGUUUUUCUUUUUUCCGAGACGAACGACCUGGCGUAGAACCGAAAGCUGCAACUUUGAGGGUUUUCUUUUUUCCGCUCGCUUGUAAAACAUAAAUCCAUUCGGGGAUAUUGAUAUCCACAUCUCUCCUCGCGCUGCGACUGUACUUGUGUGCCUUUCAAGGUCACCACAACAAC
Amoebophrya sp. A120 is the source of this 1717-nucleotide messenger RNA. The record is from the annotation of a GenBank genome assembly. NCBI's taxonomy places the organism in Eukaryota, Dinophyceae, Syndiniales, Amoebophryaceae.